Messenger RNA from Anopheles darlingi, 1941 nucleotides. RefSeq lists its product as uncharacterized. NCBI's taxonomy places the organism in Eukaryota, Metazoa, Arthropoda, Insecta, Diptera, Culicidae. Bases 356 to 712 code for a protein of 118 amino acids. The record is from RefSeq and is a predicted model, not a curated record. The transcript has 4 exons.
UUAGAGACACAGCAACAGUUGCCGCGGAAGCAUUCGCCAGCAGUGGUGGUUCUUAGUGGCGCAGUGAUUAGUGGUGCAGCUGAGACUCCAGGUGGUACUUUUGUUUCGGAAUUCAAGUGCGGCUCAUUCAUUCACUACAACAACCUCGAGAACGGUACGGAAUCGACGCACCGGUACACGUAAGCCCUUUAACCUGAGGCGAUCGGGAAAACAUUACUUCAAACUCUCCUGCUACCGCUCCCUAGUGCGAAAUACCAAACACCUGAAGGUCUCACGCCAAAGUGCACCCGUAAGCAAACUGCAUCAAAUCUUGGUCGGAAGUAAACCAGCAAGCAGCACCCCACGACCGACGACGAUGACUGCUCCCGUAACGCUUUCGAGACAGAUCCUGUUCGCCAUGGCUCUGCUGUGCGUCGUAAAGCAGGGUACCAGCCGACCGCAAAAUGCAAUCGAUAAUCAGGAUCUCCCCGAGAUAAAUCCCAACGAACUGAGGAAGCUCUACACAAACUACAACUCGUACGUAUCGAACCAGCUGGACAACUAUGGUUUGGAUCCGUUACAACUGCAGCUGCUGGCGCAGUACGCCCAGAGCAAUGCCAUAAGCGGUGGUGGUGGUGGUGGCUGGGACCAACUGUACCGGGCACCGGAGAUGAAACGCCAGAUUCGGUACCGUCAGUGUUACUUCAAUCCCAUCUCCUGCUUCAAGAAGUAAGCACCCAACAUCCUCCCCUCCUCUGGUGUCUGGUUGUGUUGUCUCAGAGUGUAAUCAGAGAGUACUACGACAAACCCGGGGGGUUGCGAGGUGCCCACGUGCCCAGUCCUUCUUCACAUUCCACCAUUGUAAACCUCCGACACUCGGAACGAGAGUCAACGAGAUUCCCAGCAAACACAAACCGUACCGCGUCGGCCGUUGUCUGCGGCGUUUGCCGCUUGGCAGCGAACCUAAUUGUUACUGCAACGAGGCACGAGAAGGCGUCAUUGUGGAUUAGCAACAAAUACACACAAAAGCGCGAAAUGAAGCGAGAAAAAAAGGAACCAAAAAAAUCACCACAAAAAAAAACCACUAGAAACGCCCUCGUGUUUAGUCUUCUCCCGGUAUCGGUUGCUGCUUAAUCUACUCGAUGUGACAGGGAUCAUGUUUUUUGCAAUGUUUGAUAGUGUAAUACAUAUACAUAUAUAUAUAUAUAUUUUACUGAAAAAGAAGAUGAUACCACGGGAUGCUAACCCAAGGGAUGUCCGUUUGGUCCGUGCGGUAUGCAGUGAAGCAUGAAGAUAAACCUAUCCGCAGCCCUAGUGUUCCAUGGUUCCCACUGUGGAACGACUGUGAGCCCAAAUUACCCAAUGAGUCAAUGUACUAAAUAGUUGUGAAGCCGCUUGGCGGACGAACCAGCAAAAGCCAAUAAGGAACACUCUUCCCCGGCUCCGGCUUGUCCGUACAUCGUUCUGUUCCGUUCUCCUCGUUCUCCUCUCGACGAAUGGAAGCACUGGGCAGUAUGACCAUCGGGAUGUGUCUCCGAUUAACGAGAACACAAGAUGUUCGUUCAACGGACGACUCCAAAUAGGAUACCGUGACCGUGGCCGGUGAGGAAGGAAAAUGGAUUGCCCAAAAAUUCCAUGAAUGAUCAUUGGCGGAUGGAAGGUCUCGUGUUACAUUGCCCGGUCGGAACAUGGAGUGUCGUGAAAUGGUAAACCGGAUGUCCAGCAGAAAGAAUCGUACAAGUUGUAAUCACGCUGACGCAAAGACACAUGCAUACGAAUACACGAUGACCGGACCACGGGGUUAACACCGAUCCUCUUAUGAAUUCGUCUACACAUUCCCCUUUUACGUUUACGCCCUUGCAGAACGUAAAUGCACAUCAGGUGUUGAAUACACAUAUUUAUCGUAAAUCUCAAUAAACUAGAACUGCUGUAAAAAGACGAGAGCUAUGAUUUGAGGUACAG